Molecule: messenger RNA, 2565 nt
Organism: Sitophilus oryzae (rice weevil)
Lineage: Eukaryota; Metazoa; Arthropoda; Insecta; Coleoptera; Curculionidae
Gene: Dhx15
Product: putative pre-mRNA-splicing factor ATP-dependent RNA helicase PRP1
Exons: 9
Coding region: 176-2323 (715 amino acids)
Cellular component (GO): intracellular anatomical structure; spliceosomal complex
Molecular function (GO): RNA binding; RNA helicase activity; ATP binding
Source: RefSeq, a predicted model, not a curated record
AAGGCAACAGUGUCAAGCGGUCAACUGCCAAAUGUCAAAUAAGUCAAAUUAGCAUUUUCCAUUUUUUUUACGGUUUCAGCCAGCAUCAAUACAGAAACAUAUUUAUUGCUGAAAUUAAGAAUUUGUGGUAGUUUUUAUCUUUUACAUCCAAAUAUUUGGUAACCCGUAAUCAAUUAUGUCGAAGAGAAGAAUAGAAGUAGGAGAUCCGUUCACGAAAAAGAAAAAGGAUGAAAAAAUUGUGCCAGGGGCAAGUGUUUUUCCUCAGGUUGUGGCUAGUUCUGUAAAUACAUUCACAGGUUUGCCUUACACCCAGAGAUACCAUGAGUUAUAUCGUAAAAGAAUAGGACUACCGGUUUUUGAGUAUAGAGCUGAUUUUAUGCGUCUAUUAGCUGAACACCAAUGUAUUGUAUUAGUGGGUGAAACUGGUUCAGGAAAAACUACUCAGAUUCCACAGUGGUGUGUUGAAUAUGCUCGAGCUGUUGGCCAAAAGGGGGUAUGCUGUACUCAGCCCAGAAGAGUAGCAGCAAUGUCUGUAGCUCAGAGAGUUUCUGAGGAAAUGGAUGUUGGUCUUGGACAGGAAGUUGGUUAUAGUAUUCGUUUUGAAGAUUGUUCUUCUGCGAAAACUAUUUUAAAAUACAUGACUGAUGGUAUGUUACUUCGUGAAGGAAUGAGUGAUCCCAUGCUUGAUGCCUACCAAUGUAUACUGCUUGAUGAAGCCCACGAGAGAACGCUGGCUACAGAUAUAUUAAUGGGCGUUUUGAAGGAGGUAAUAAAGCAACGCAAGGAUUUAAAGCUGGUUAUUAUGUCAGCCACACUCGACGCCGGAAAAUUUCAACAAUAUUUUGAUAAUGCACCACUGAUGAAUGUUCCGGGACGGACGCAUCCAGUAGAGAUAUUCUACACUCCCGAACCGGAAAGAGAUUAUUUGGAGGCGGCAAUUAGGACAGUGAUUCAAAUUCAUAUGUGUGAGGAGAUUGCAGGAGACGUAUUGUUGUUCUUGACUGGGCAAGAAGAAAUAGAAGUGGCGUGCAAAAGAAUUAAACGAGAAAUAGACAAUCUCGGCCCGGAAGUAGGCGACCUCAAAUGCAUUCCUCUAUAUUCCACUUUACCCCCAAACCUCCAACAGAGAAUCUUCGAGGAUCCUCCGCCAAACAAACCGAACGGCGCUAUCGGUCGCAAAGUGGUCGUCUCGACCAACAUUGCCGAAACUUCCCUGACUAUUGACGGAGUGGUGUUCGUAAUCGAUCCAGGAUUUGCCAAGCAGAAAGUCUACAACCCCAGAAUUCGUGUAGAGUCUUUGCUGGUGUCGCCUAUAAGUAAGGCUUCGGCGCAGCAAAGAGCCGGUCGCGCCGGAAGAACGAAACCGGGAAAAUGUUUCAGGCUGUAUACGGAAAAGGCUUUCAAGCAUGAGAUGCAAGAUAACACAUACCCGGAAAUUUUAAGAUCAAAUUUGGGUUCGGUCGUCCUCCAGCUGAAGAAACUGGGUAUCGAUGAUCUGGUUCAUUUCGACUUCAUGGAUCCUCCAGCGCCGGAAACGCUUAUGCGAGCUUUGGAACUGUUGAAUUACUUGGCAGCGCUAGACGACGACGGCAAUCUGACCGAUUUAGGGGCGGUAAUGGCCGAGUUUCCACUAGAUCCGCAACUGGCUAAAAUGCUGAUCGCCAGCUGUAAUCACAAUUGUUCCAAUGAAAUAUUAUCUGUUACUGCCAUGCUGUCAGUCCCACAGUGUUUCGUGCGCCCCAACGAGGCGAAGAAAGCAGCCGACGAUGCCAAGAUGAGAUUCGCCCACAUCGACGGAGACCACCUCACCUUACUUAACGUCUAUCACGCCUUCAAGCAAAGUAUGGAAGAUCCACAAUGGUGUUACGAUAAUUUCGUUAACUAUCGAUCACUCAAGUCAGCUGACAACGUCAGACAGCAAUUGUCCAGAAUUAUGGAUAGGUUUAACCUAAAAAGAACCUCCACAGACUUUACCAGUAAAGACUAUUACUUGAAUAUCCGAAAGGCUUUAGUUAAUGGAUUUUUUAUGCAGGUGGCACAUUUAGAAAGGACUGGUCAUUAUUUGACAAUUAAAGACAACCAAAUUGUUCAGCUACAUCCAUCUACCUGUCUGGACCACAAACCAGAAUGGGUCAUAUAUAACGAAUUCGUAUUGACCACUAAAAACUACAUAAGGACAGUUACAGAUAUUAAACCGGAUUGGUUAUUGAAGAUUGCUCCUCAAUAUUACGAUUUAAAUAAUUUUCCACAAUGUGAAGCUAAAAGACAGUUGGAGAUUUUACAGAAUAGAAUGGAGUCUCGACAGUAUCAGCAAGGGUUCUAAGCUAGACUGUAUAUUUUAUAUCAGUUUUUUGUUAUUUUAAAAUUAAUAUAUAGCUAUAGUAGUAUUUUAUAAUAGGCAGGAUAUGUCUAUAGGCCACUUAAAGUGUCACAUUAUUAAUUAUAUGGUUUUCUAAGAACAUUUUAUUUUUGUGAUUUAAGUUUAGUAUAUUUUUUUCAUUAUAUAAUUUAGCAAUAUUUUAAGUUCUUUUAAAACAUGAUAAAUGAUAAAUAAUAUGCUAUUUG